GGAAAUAUCGAGACUUACACGGGAAGAAUUCAGUCGACAUCAUGGAGAGCUUGAGCGAAGGUGACAGGGCGGUCCUGAAGACGAUCUUCGACCCGCUUCAGCCGCUCGGCCCGUCCGAUUUUCCAGGCUUCCCGGUUCCCCAGGAAGUUGAGGGGGAUGCUUCCGAGGAGAAUCAGUUAGAACCGGAUGUACUAGACAUCGUGAAAAGGGCAAUAGUCUGCGCGGAAGAGAAGAACUUUGACGAAUCUUUCCGGCUUUUUCACGAGGCGUUGAAACAGGCGCCUGAAUCGCCGUCGAUCCUAAACGACAGAGCCCAAGCGUUACGUCUGGCGAAUCGAGUCGAAGAAGCGUUGAAGGAUCUGCAUCUGGCGGUGGAAUUGAGCGAGGGAAAGGGAAAGGCCGGCACGCAGGCACUUUGUCAGCGCGGCGCCCUUUACCGUUGGAUGGGGCAGGACGACAAGGCCAGGGAAGACUUCACCCGUGCGGCCAAGGCUGGCUCGAGCUUCGCUAAAUCGCAACUGGUCGCUCUGAAUCCGUACGCGGCUAUGUGCAACGCAAUGCUGCGCAAGAUGACAAUUGAAGGCCAAUCGACCUUAAUCUAACGCGGUUAAUUGCAGGUCGAAACAGUGGCCACUUAAAAUAGAUAUAUAACGCUUUAUUUUAUCUUUAUUUCCAUAUAGAUAAAUCCACGUGCGGAUCCACAAGAUCUACAGAUCCUGAUAUAAUGACAGUUGUAAAAGUAAUAUAAUAAUAAUAGUAAUAAUAACAAUGAUCAUUGGAAAUUUCGCAUAAAAAUAUAAAUUAUCUGCAUUAAACCCGGAAUAUAUGUAUAUUCAUUUGUAAAAUUGGGCCUAAUUUCUGCUAAAAAGGAACUCGCGCUAAAUCGCCGAACAACGAAGAAAACGUCAAGUUCUGUACCCGUAAAGAUUCCUUCUCUUCCAGCUAAAUCAGUCCUGCCUAGAUUCGAAGAUUUACAUCUAACGGAGACAACUCGGUGCGUAUUAAUUAACUACAUUGUCGGUAGACAUUGAUCGCAUUCAGAGAGAUUGAAGACUUCGAACAGUACCCACAAUUUAUUCAACGGAAACUGAUAACGAAAUUACGUCUAAUACGAUUUCCUCAUAUUACACAUAUAUGUUUGUAUAGAUAUCUAUAUAUGAAUAAAAUAUGCCUCGUAUCACGCU
Messenger RNA from Vollenhovia emeryi, 1184 nucleotides. RefSeq names its product tetratricopeptide repeat protein 36 homolog. Lineage: Eukaryota; Metazoa; Arthropoda; Insecta; Hymenoptera; Formicidae. Gene Ontology annotation, biological process: cilium assembly. The transcript is spliced from 3 exons. The record is from RefSeq and is a predicted model, not a curated record. Bases 42 to 602 code for a protein of 186 amino acids. Gene Ontology annotation, molecular function: protein binding.